Molecule: messenger RNA, 387 nt
Organism: Juglans microcarpa x Juglans regia
Lineage: Eukaryota; Viridiplantae; Streptophyta; Magnoliopsida; Fagales; Juglandaceae
Product: chitin-binding lectin 1-like
Exons: 1
Coding region: 1-387 (128 amino acids)
Source: RefSeq, a predicted model, not a curated record
AUGUGUUACGUGGGUAAAGCUACGAAGAUCUUCAUCUUCGUAGUCACGGUGUUGGUGGUUCUGGGUCUUGUCUUGGGAUUUGGACUUCUCCGCCACCCGCUCCAGAAGACUCACAAAUGCUCCGGCGACUCCUGCCAUUCAGUUUCUUCUUCUCCGAUUCCCAUUCCCAAUCCUAUAUAUGGCCCACCUAGCCCACCCAUCCCAAAUCCAAGCCCUGAUCCCAGCAGCUCCAGCCGGCCCAGUCCACCCAAUCCUAACCCAAGCCCGCCCCCGCCUGACUAUAACCCACCUCCUUCUCCGCCGUCACCGCCACCUCCAACACUGGCGGCUCCGCCUUUCAAUCAGCCGAGUCCUGCGCUGGUGACUCCUGGCCCUGUGAAUGGUUAG